Lottia gigantea (owl limpet) is the source of this 2589-nucleotide messenger RNA. RefSeq lists its product as hypothetical. Gene Ontology annotation, cellular component: endoplasmic reticulum membrane; peroxisomal membrane. NCBI's taxonomy places the organism in Eukaryota, Metazoa, Mollusca, Gastropoda, Lottiidae. The coding region runs from base 1 to 2589 and encodes 862 amino acids. The record is from RefSeq and is a predicted model, not a curated record. Gene Ontology annotation, molecular function: protein binding; hydroxymethylglutaryl-CoA reductase (NADPH) activity; NADP binding. Gene Ontology annotation, biological process: sterol biosynthetic process; coenzyme A metabolic process; isoprenoid biosynthetic process. The transcript has 18 exons.
AUGUUGUCCAGUCUAUUCAGAGCCCAUGGACAAUUCUGUGCCACACAUCCAUGGGAAGUUAUAAUUGGAACAGUAACUAUUACCCUAUGCCUAAUGUCCAUGAGUUUAUUUACCAGUACAGAAAAAGUAUGUGGUUGGAAUUAUAUUUGUCCUCAAAAUGAUAUCCAUCCUGAUAUGAAAAGUUCGGAUUUGAUUAUUAUGACCAUAACAAGAUGUUUAGCUGUGAUUUAUAUUUAUCUACAAUUUAGAAAUCUUCGUAGAUUAGGUUCCAAAUAUUUAUUAGGUGUAUCAGGUGUUUUUACCAUCUUUUCUAGUUUUGUAUUCAGCAUGGCUGUUAUUCAUUUACUUGGUAAUGAUUUGACAGGCUUAGAUGAAGCUCUUCCAUUUUUCUUACUGUUAAUAGACCUAUCAAAAGCCAGUGCCUUGGCAAGAUUUGCUCUGAGUUCAGCCUCGCAUGCAGAAGUGAAGGAUAAUAUAGCUAAAGGAAUGGCUAUCAUUGGACCAUCUAUAACAUUAGAUGCUAUAGUAGAAACUUUAGUUAUUGGUGUGGGCACACUAUCAGGUCUUCGUCAGUUAGAAACUAUGUGUUGUUUUGGUUGUUUAUCUGUUAUAGCUAAUUAUUUAGCUUUUAUGACCUUUUAUCCUGCUUGUUUAGCCUUAGUUUUAGAGUUGUCAAGAGAAAGAAAUGGCCGCCCACUAUGGCAGUUACAACAGAUAUCUAAAAUAUUACAAGAAGAAGAAGAGGAAAAAAAACCAAAUCCUGUCACUCAAAGAGUUAAAAUUAUCAUGUCUGCUGGUCUAGUUUUGGUUCAUGCUCACAGUCGCUUAACAGCUGGUUUUACAUCACCCAAUACAUCAACAUCAAAAUUAGAUAUUAGUUUAACAUCAGCUGAACAGGCUUUAAUGGAUAAACGCAUCACUCCAGAUAUGCCGUUAUGGCAAUUUUAUCUCUAUAAAUUACUAACCUUCAAUACAGAUUACAGUAUAACAUUUGGUCUAGCUGCUAUAUUAGCUAUAAAAUAUGUAUUUUUUGAUGAGAGUUCUCCAGGAGAUAGCAUGUUAAAUGAAAUGUGUGACAUUCUAGGUCAUAUACCUGUAAUAGAAGAAGAAAAAGAUUAUAAAAAUGAUGCAUCAUUUAUAAUUGGUGAUUCUGAUAGUGAUGAUGAUGAUAGUUCUAAAGAAGAUAAAGAGACCCAAACUGAACUAGUAGAUGAUUUCACCCAAUUAGAAUUAUUACAGUCACCAGCUAAACCACGUUCUUUAGAACAUUGUAUUGCCACUUUAAAAUCUGAUAGUGGACCAAAUAGUUUAACAGAUGAAGAAAUAUUAAUGUUAGUUGGUAGUAAACAUAUUCCAGCUUAUAAAUUAGAAAAUAUGUUAGGUGAUCAUGUUAGAGGAGUUGGUAUCAGACGAAAAUUAAUAUCUAAAACAUUACCUGAUAUAGAGGCUUUACAGAAAUUACCUUUUAUGCAUUAUGAUUAUACUUAUGUUGAAGGAGCUUGUUGUGAGAAUGUAGUAGGUUAUAUGCCUGUACCAGUUGGUGUAGCUGGUCCUUUAUUACUCAAUGAUAAAAGAUAUCAUAUACCAAUGGCCACUACAGAAGGUUGUUUAAUAGCUAGUACUAAUAGAGGAUGUCGUGCAAUAGAGCAAAGUGGUGGAGCAUUAAGUACAGUUAUUGGUGAGGGAAUGACCAGAGGACCAGUAGUAAGAUUUGUAACAGCUAAAAAAGCUAGUGAAGUCAAACUGUGGUUAGAAAAAGAAGAAAAUUUCCAACAAGUGGAGGAAUGUUUCAAUAUGACCAGCAGAUUUGCAAGGUUACAAAAAUUACAUAUAGCUCAAGGUGGAAGAUGUUUAUAUAUAAGAUUUGUAGCGUCUACUGGAGAUGCUAUGGGAAUGAAUAUGUUAUCAAAGGGCACAGAAAGAGCAUUAAAUUUUAUUGUAGAACAGCAUCCUGAGAUGGAAAUUGUUAGUUUAAGUGGUAAUUAUUGUACAGAUAAGAAACCUGCUGCUAUUAAUUGGAUUGAAGGUCGUGGAAAAUCAGUAGUAACAGAAGCUAUUAUACCAGCUAAUAUAGUUAAAACAGUAUUAAAAACAACGGUACCAGCUCUUGUUGAAUUGAAUAUUAAUAAAAAUCUGGUAGGAUCAGCCAUGGCCGGCAGUAUUGGUGGUUUUAAUGCUCAUGCUGCUAAUAUAGUAACAGCUAUUUAUAUUGCUACUGGACAGGACCCAGCCCAGAAUAUUGCUAGUUCUAAUUGCAUAACAUUAAUGGAAGCUACAGGACCAACACAUGAGGAUUUACAUAUAACCUGUACAAUGCCAUCAAUAGAAUUAGGUACUGUAGGCGGUGGAACUGUCCUACCACCACAAGCUGCUUGCUUACAGAUGUUAGGUGUUAAAGGUGCUAGUCAAGAAUCACCUGGUGAUAAUGCUAGGUUAUUAGCUCAGAUCGUGUGUACUACUGUUUUGGCCGGUGAAUUAUCUUUAAUGUCAGCUCUAGCUGCUGGUCAUCUUGUAAAAAGUCAUCUGAAACAUAACAGGUUAGUGUCAACUAUCUUUUAUGAUAUUUAUAGGUUUGACACCAGCAGAUAA